Messenger RNA from Electrophorus electricus (electric eel), 932 nucleotides. It is a transcript of the gene psmb1, whose product is annotated as proteasome 20S subunit beta 1. Gene Ontology annotation, cellular component: proteasome core complex; nucleus; cytoplasm. Lineage: Eukaryota; Metazoa; Chordata; Actinopteri; Gymnotiformes; Gymnotidae. The record is from RefSeq and is a predicted model, not a curated record.
AAAAUAUAAACUUCCGUCCGCCAUGUUGCAGUGAGACAGCGAGUUUUUUUUUUUGAGAGAAGUUACGGUUUCAAUUUGUUGCAACCAUGUAUUCUGCGCACUCUUUCGAAGAUAAUGGAAAGAUGAGGGAUUAUCACUACACUGGACCAGUAGAGCAUAAAUUUUCCCCGUAUGCGUUUAAUGGAGGAACUGUGCUGGCGGUGGCGGGUGAAGACUUUGCGAUUGUAGCUUCAGAUACACGCUUAAGUGAGGGCUAUUCAAUUCACAGCCGUGACUCUCCAAAAUGUUAUAAACUGACAGACAGGACAGUGAUUGGCUGCAGUGGAUUCCAUGGUGACUGUUUGACACUGACCAAAAUCAUUGAUGCAAGGCUGAAGAUGUACAAGCAUGCAAACAAUAAGACCAUGACCAGUGGAGCCAUUGCUGCCAUGCUAUCAACAAUUCUCUAUGGGAGGCGUUUUUUCCCAUAUUAUGUUUACAACAUUAUUGGUGGCCUUGAUGAGGAAGGUCGAGGAGCAGUAUAUAGUUUUGAUCCAGUUGGAUCAUACCAAAGGGAUACUUACAAAGCAGGUGGGUCAGCAAGUGCAAUGCUGCAGCCACUGCUUGACAACCAGAUUGGGUUCAAGAACAUGGAGAAUGUGGAGCAGUUACCCCUAACCCUGGAGAAGGCUGUGCAGCUGGUGAAGGACGUGUUUAUAUCCGCUGCAGAGAGGGACGUCUAUACUGGAGAUGCCCUCAAAAUCUGCAUCAUCACAAAGGAGGGCAUCCGAGAAGAGAUGGUGCCUCUCAGGAAGGACUGAGGACCCUUCUCUACCAUGCCAGAACUAGCCUGUUUUUUGUUUGUCAGGAAAUAACCAUACUUCACUCUGGAUUUUUUUUGCUCCUCUGUUCUUUUUAUAUUGUCUCAAUAAUUAAAAGAAAUACUACAAAUA